CAGCAGUUGAGGAAGACGGAUUAACUUCCACCCUUCUCAAUAUUUUCUGAAGUCAAUACAGACAUCAGAGAUGGCAGGAAACUGGCUGGGGCUGCUGUCGAUAGGUGUGUUUUACUUGAUUGUACUUGGCAUCGGCAUCUGGGCAUCCAGAAAGUCCAAAUGUGAGGAGAGGAAAUGCACGGGGAACAGCAGUGAAGUUACAAUGGUUGGAGGGCGGAACCUCAAAAUCUGGGUCAGCAUCUUUACUAUGUCAGCUACUUGGGUGGGAGGAGGCUAUAUUCUGGGUAUUGCUGAAGUGGUCUACGAUCCAACGAAGGGGUUAGUAUGGGUAUUGGGGCCCCUUGCUUACGCUCUAAGCAUGAUUAUAGGUGGACUGUUCUUUGUCAAACCUAUUCGCUCAAAGAAAUAUGUCACCUUCAUGGACCCAUUUCAAGAGAAAUAUGGAGACACACUGGCUGCUGUUCUCUUUAUCCCUGCUCUCCUGGCAGAUAUUUUUUGGACAGCAUGUAUUCUUGGUGCACUGGGAGGAACAGUAAGUGUGGUACUGGAUAUCUCCUCGCCGCUGGCUGUGGGCAUCUCUGCUGGUGUUGCCAUCGUGUACACAUUGAUGGGAGGACUGUACUCUGUGGCCUAUACUGAUGUCGUCCAGCUUGGCUUGAUGUUCUUUGGUUUGUGGUUCUGUGUACCUUUUGUCCUGACGAGCCCCUCCUCUGCCAACUUCACUGUUGCUGCUGUCACCAAACUACACCAGGAGCCGUGGACUGGCAAGCUGCAGCUGGAAGAAUUGGGUUGCUGGGUCGAUGACAUCCUGUUGAUGGCCAUUGGAGGGGUCUGCUACCAGGCGUUCUACCAGAGAGUCCUGUCCAUGGCCACUGAUGCCCAAGCUAAGAUCACCUGCUAUGCAGCAGCAGUAAUUUGUCCACUUCUUGGUAUCCCAUCAAUCAUCAUUGGGGGAGUGGCAGCAUCUACCAAUUGGAACCAGACCAGUUAUGGUUCACCCAGCCCAUAUGAAGAGGGCCAAGCUCGGAUGAUCUUGCCGAUUGCCCUUCAGCAUCUUUGCCCUUUCUAUGUCUCACUGGUCGGUAUUGGAGCGCUCGCUGCAUCUGUGAUGUCAUCCAUCGACUCCGCCCUUCUUUCUGCCGCCUCCCUAAUUGGUCGGAAUAUCUUCAAGAAUAUCAUCUACAAACGGGCAUCAGAGCGAAUGAUUAUUGUGGUGGUGAAGGUGUCCGUCCUCCUGUGUGGAAUAAUUGCAGCAGCCUUCGCCAUGACAUCAAAGUCGUUUUACCUGUUGUGGUACCUCAGCGCUGACGUCUUGUAUUCAGUGAUGACUCCGCAUGUGAUUUGCACCUUCUUCUUAUCCCAGUGGGUGAACCAGUAUGGGGCCUGCUCUGGCUUUGUGUUGGCGAUACUGUUAAGAGCUCUGAUAGGGGAGCCCCAGAUUGGCCUCCCCGACGUGCUGCCCCUGCCGUGGGACAAGAUCCAGGAGGACGGUCACCGGUACAGAUUGUUCCCUUUUCGUACUGUCAUCAUGCUCCUCGCCAUUGUGACUAUUUUACUGGUAUCACGACUGGCUAAAAUGGGACUGUUGAACAGAACAAGUGAUGCUGAAACGGACACAAACCUAUGUUCCAUGGCACCAAUCCAGACAGAUAUGGUGGAAGGCAAGAGGUUGGACAAAGAACAGCCUUUAUUCUCCGAAGGAGAUGACGUUUAAUCCAGGAUUUGUUUAUGACGGUCAAACAACCUCUGACACUAAAGAAUCCCUGAACGUCUUAGAGUUUUGUUGAACAAUCCCUUUACUGAAACACACAGAUAUUGGUUUUAUAUUA
Molecule: messenger RNA, 1829 nt
Organism: Paralichthys olivaceus (Japanese flounder)
Lineage: Eukaryota; Metazoa; Chordata; Actinopteri; Pleuronectiformes; Paralichthyidae
Product: high-affinity choline transporter 1-like
Biological process (GO): acetylcholine biosynthetic process; choline transport; transmembrane transport
Cellular component (GO): plasma membrane
Molecular function (GO): choline:sodium symporter activity
Source: RefSeq, a predicted model, not a curated record